Messenger RNA from Fulvia fulva, 3339 nucleotides. RefSeq names its product DNA mismatch repair protein MSH3. Bases 1 to 3339 code for a protein of 1112 amino acids. Gene Ontology annotation, molecular function: ATP-dependent DNA damage sensor activity; ATP binding; mismatched DNA binding. Lineage: Eukaryota; Fungi; Ascomycota; Dothideomycetes; Mycosphaerellales; Mycosphaerellaceae. The record is from RefSeq and is a predicted model, not a curated record. Gene Ontology annotation, biological process: mitotic recombination; mismatch repair. Gene Ontology annotation, cellular component: nucleus. The transcript has a single exon.
AUGAAGGCAUCCCAAUCGCCCGUUGAUGCUUCACAAUCAACGCAGAAGAAACAGCAAUCCAUCUCCAGCUUCUUCACGCAAAGACCUGCCGCCACGCCGAAACCGAAAGUCAAGGACAUACCAGCACCACGACCUUCAGCGACGCCUGAUCAAAACAAUGGACCUUUCGUUAGCCAAGAUGAUUCACCUCAUACCAAUGGUUUCCGAAAGCCAUCACUACCACAGAAGCGGUCAAUAGCAGACGAUGAGGAAGACGUCAGGCCAACGAGUCCGAAGCGACUACGGGAGAGCCACGAUGCAAGCAACAAAGGCCCCAAGGUCACAGCAAGAACGUCGAAGUAUGCCUUCUCCAGCGAUCCGGCUCCAGUCGAAGAUGACGGUGUCCUCGAUGAGGCAGAACAAGAGGAAGUUCGAAAGAUCAAGGAAAGACUACACGACAAGUUUGUCAAGAAGCUAGGCCGACCAGACAGCAUAGCAGACAUCAAGAGGCGCAAUGGCUGGAUCACAGAAGAGACAGAAGCUGCGGAAGAGGGUUCAGAGGAUGACGACGACGAGGCCGAGUCACCACCACCUGCAAAGAAGGGCAAGAAAGCACCAGCACGAGGGAAGAAGCUCACGCCUAUGGAACAGCAGAUUGUUGACUUGAAGCGGAAACACCCUGAUGCUCUGCUUGUGGUGGAGGCCGGGUACAAGUAUCGUCUAUUCGGUGAAGACGCCCGAGUCGCGGCCAAAGUGCUUGCUAUUGUGUGUAUUCCAGGGAAGUUCCGAUUCGAUGAGCACCCUCCAGAGGCACAUAUGAACAGGUUUGCUUCGGCAAGCUUUCCGACACAUCGGCUGCAUGUCCAUGUACGGCGGCUUGUCUCGGCUGGCCACAAAGUCGGAAUUGUCAGACAGCUGGAAACUGCUGCCUUGAAAGCCAUCGGCACAAACAAGAGCAAGAUCUUUGAAAGAGGUCUGACGAAUUUGUACACGAAGGGUACGUACAUUGACGACCAAGACGGCCUUGAGCUCAGCGGUGCGAAUGGUGGAGCGCCGGCGACAGGGCAUCUGCUGUGCAUCACAGAGAGCUACCCGAAAGGCGUAGGCUCUGACGAGAAAGUGCAGAUCGGCAUGGUGGCAGUACAGCCAUCGACUGGAGACAUCAUAUAUGAUGACUUUGAAGAUGGCUGGAUGCGAAGCGAACUGGAGACUCGUCUACUACACAUCUCACCCUGUGAAUUCUUGCUUGUGGGUGAGCUAUCGAAGGCGACGAAAAAGCUAGUGCAGCAUCUGUCUGGCGGCGAUGAUGCUCGUCUCGAGCGGGUGGACAAACCGAAGACCAUGGCUGCGACCUCUUACAGUCACAUCACCAAGUUCUAUGCUGACAAGCUGAAGGGAAGCGAGCUGCCAUCCUCGCAGGUGGAAUCGUCGCAGGAGACUGGCACACUGCUGGAUAAGGUCCAUAAACUGUCCGAAAACGCUACAAUCUGCCUGUCAGCUAUGAUCACGCAUCUGAAGGACUACGGCCUGGAACAUGUGUUCGAUCUGACAAAGUACUUUCAGUCAUUCAGUGCCAGGUCUCAUAUGCUGCUCAAUGGCAACACCUUGACAAGUCUUGAGAUUUACCGCAACCAGACUGAUCAGUCCGAGCGCGGCAGCCUAUUCUGGACUCUCAACCGCACGCAGACUAAGUUUGGGCAAAGACUCCUUCGGAAGUGGGUGGGAAGGCCACUUCUUGAUAAAGCUAGGCUUGAUGAGCGUGUGGCUGCUGUGGAAGAGCUCAAAGCCGGCAGCGCCAACCCUGAAGUCGAUCGCAUAACCCGACUGCUGGGCAAAGUCAGAGCGGACUUGGAGAAGACCUUGAUCCGGAUCUACUACAAGCGAGCUGCCCGACCAGAGCUGUUGUCUUUCAUGCAGAGCCUUCAGCUCAUCUCGCAAGAGUACGCCCACGUCACAUCGCCUGCAGAAGCCGGGUUCGAAUCAAGCAUGGUCAGCGAGGCGAUCGCAUCACUACCUCGCAUUUCAGAUGAGGUGAUCUCGUACUUGAAUCGGAUCAACGCCCAAGCCGCCAAGGACAACGACAAGUAUAACUUCUUCAGGGACGAGUACGAGACAGAACCCAUGACUGAUCACAAGGUUGGCAUUGUCGCUGUCGAGCAUGAUCUCAGCGAGUUCAAGACGGUGGCUGCCAAUAUCCUCAAGCGGAAGCAAGUCACCUAUGUUACUUCAGCCGACAUCGACUACCUGAUCGAGCUUGACAAUACCCAGCUCAAGAACGUUCCAGCUUCUUGGAUCAAGAUCAGUGGGACGAAGAAGGUUUCUCGUUAUCAUGCUCCCGAAGUUGUGAAGCUCAUCCGCGAGCGUGAUCAGCAUAAGGAGGCGCUGUCCAACGCUUGCGAUGAUGCCUUCAAGGAUCUGCUUACAGAGAUCGGUGGCAAGUAUCAAGCAUUCCGGGAUUGCAUACAGUCGCUGGCAUUGCUUGACUGUCUUUCAUCGUUGGCGGAGGUCGCUCAACAGCCUGGGUACUGCAAGCCUACUUUUACCGACACUCCCGGCAUCUCCAUCGACCAAGGACGUCAUCCAAUGGUUGAGCAGCUUCUGCUUGAUACUUUCGUGCCGAAUGAUGUUAAGCUCAGUGCAGAUGCCACUCGAACCUUGCUCAUCACAGGUCCGAACAUGGGCGGGAAGUCGUCCUAUGUGCGCUCAGUGGCGUUGAUCGCAAUCAUGGCGCAGAUAGGCUCAUACGUCCCUGCAGACUCAGCAGAGCUCGGGCUUCUGGACGCCGUCUUCACUCGCAUGGGCGCUUUCGAUAACAUGAUGAAAGGAGAAAGCACCUUCAUGGUCGAACUUGGCGAGACUUCUGACAUUCUCAAGCAAGCAACGCCUCGCAGUCUCGUCAUUCUUGAUGAGCUCGGUCGUGGUACGAGCACACAUGAUGGAGUUGCCAUCGCGCAGGCUGUGCUGCAGCAUGUCGUCUCGCAAUUAAAAUCGUUCACACUGUUCAUCACCCAUUACCAGAGCCUGGCAAGAGUUGCGGAGCAGUAUCCCGUGGGCGAGCUGAAGAAUGUCCACAUGCGCUUUACCGAGCAAGAUGGUGAGAGUGCGGAGGGCGAGCAAGAUGUCACCUUCUUGUACGAGGUGGGAGAGGGUGUUGCACAUCGUAGCUAUGGUCUGAAUGUUGCGAAGGCAGCGGGCUUGCCGAAGUCUCUGCUGGAGGAGGCUUCAAAGAGGAGUAAGGCUAUGGAAGAGGAGGAGAUGAGACGGAGGCUUGGAUACCUUUCUGGUGCUAUGAAAGGUUUGAUGAAUGGAGGGGAUGUGACGGGUCUGGCGCAUCUGGUUGCUGGGAUGGAGCAGUUGUGA